Globicephala melas (long-finned pilot whale) is the source of this 4327-nucleotide messenger RNA. It is a transcript of the gene GSR, whose product is annotated as glutathione-disulfide reductase. Gene Ontology annotation, molecular function: glutathione-disulfide reductase (NADPH) activity; NADP binding; flavin adenine dinucleotide binding. Gene Ontology annotation, biological process: cell redox homeostasis; glutathione metabolic process; cellular response to oxidative stress. Gene Ontology annotation, cellular component: cytosol; mitochondrion. The record is from RefSeq and is a predicted model, not a curated record. Lineage: Eukaryota; Metazoa; Chordata; Mammalia; Artiodactyla; Delphinidae.
AACAAGAAAUAUGUAUUUGGUCUUUGUACCCAUUUCUAGCACAGAGUUCCCGGAACCCUUGGAAUUUACUACAUGCUGAGGGGUAAGAGUGUCUGGAUAUUGAACCACACCUGAGUUUGUGUUAAUGCGGUGUCUUCUGGAAAGAACAUCAAGUGGGGGCUGGUUGGUAGAGGAGCCAGCCGUGUGAUAGAGGGUUGGAACGUCAGCCUUAACCCCCUGCCCUUGGCAAGGCGAGGACAGGGUCUGGAGGUUGACCAUCACCAGUGGCCAAUGAUUUAGUCAGCCGUGCCUAUGUAACGAAGCCUUCAUAGAAAACCGAAAGGACAGAGUUCAGAGAGCUUCCGGGUUGGCGAGCACAUGGGGUUUUGGGAGGGUGGCGUGUAUGCCCAGAGAGGACACGGAAGCUCCACACCCCUUCCCAGGUACCUUGCCCUGUACAUCUCUUCCAUUGGGCUGUUCCUGAGUUACAUUAUAACUUUUUAUAAUAAACUGGUAAUCUAGUAAGGAAAAUGUUUCAUCACAUGUUUCUCUGAGUUCUGUGAGCCACUCGAGCACAUUAAUCAAACCCAAGAAAGGGGAAGGGGUCUUUGGAACCUUGGGUCUAUAGCCGGUCGCUCAGAAGCACAGCUGACAACCUGGACUUGUGGUUGGUGACUGAAGUAGGGGCGGGGGGGGAUAGGACAGUCUUGUAGGACUGAGCCCUUCACCUUUGGGAUCUAAUGCCGUCUCCAGGUAGAUAGUGUCAGAAUUGAGUUAAUUGCUUGAUUGUGUGGAGAAAUAAAACACACAUCAGAGUUAGUGUCAGAAUUGUGAAAGGACGUGGGCAAGUGGUGUCCAGACAGCAUCUUGCUUGAUAACUGUUGGUGUAAAGCUGAUAAAAACAGGGGUCUUUAUCUGUUCGGGUCAGCAGUACCGAGCCCCUAGAACAGUGUCUUGCACAAUCUGAAAGAAUGUGCUGAUGAACCAAUACUGUUUUGCUUAGUGAAUGAUGACUGGUCAUCUUCUAAGUACUCCUUCCUCAUAUCAGUCCUGCACUAGAUAGGAACCAUUAGGCAACUCUGUGAUGGGGAACAGAAAGGGGGAAACCAGAGGAAGGAAGCUCCUAUUACUUAAGCACAGGUGACAUUCUUGACAGGUGAGGUUGUAAAUUAACCAGUGACAUGGGCAGUGUGUGGUUUUUACUUAUCCGGGCAGAAUUGAAGGUAAGAGCGCCAGCCCUAGGGAAGUGGAGAACCUCUGAAUUUUGCCACAGGUAUCAUCAGACUCCUCACAUGUUCUGUCCCUGUUUGGAGAGGCCCCCGUCCUCACUGUGAGCCGGUGCCGGCAGGCCCACGGAACGGAAGGAUUCUGAGCACUAGAUUGGAAGAGGGAGUUCUCAGAGACGGACCAUCAGUUUGCAGAGGGAGGCAGAGCUGCAGGAAUCUCUCUGGCACUGGGUUGUCUCUGUUCCUAUUGCUUAUUGUUGGUGAGUGCCCACCUAGAGAAUGCGGGCUCUGCAGGGGGAUUUGCCAGGUGGAAAGCGUGGUAUGCUGCAGGUCUUAGCUGUGUGCACUCCUGGGAGGUCAGAGCCCUGACAGCCCGUGACCCUAGUGCCCCAUUCUGGAAGGCAAGCUUUCUUUGCCAUCUGUUGAUCUGUUUCUGAAAGGGAGCCGGCCACCGGGGAAUUUAUCUCCUCUGUUUGCCAUACGGCUUUUGUACCCAUGGGGAGCUGGCAGACUGCAGGAAUAAUUCAGAGGGGUCAAUGGCAUCAAUCAUCACACCUAUCAUGAAUUAGAAAAGAGGUGCUUUACGUACAUUAUCUCUGAUCUUCGCAAAAUCUCUGGAAUGUAAGUAUUAUCAUUCCUAUCCUAUGGAAUGGGAAACUGAGCUCAGAGGGGUUUAGCAAGCUACCCACCAACUUCCAGGAAGUGGAGGAUUCAAACUCUUGUCUGUCUGACUCUACGCCCGAGCUCUCUUUCUGACAACCUAAAGCAACCUCAGCUGGAGAGCGAGACGGAGGCUUGAACAGGACUGCACACAGCUCUCCACCCCGGCUUCCCCAGCUUUGUAGGUAACCAGUUGUUCUUUUCUUCCCUUCCAAGUCAAAGAGCCAUCUGAUAAUCAGUUGUGUUGCGCUGAAGUAAGUGUUCGAGGUUUCUGAAACCGUCGGAAACCCUGGAGGCCUAUCACUAGGAGCUGCCAAAAUAGGAGGAGUGCUUCAAGGUCAAGGGCUUCCAUUCAGCCAUAGCCCCCGGACACAAAGUGUGCCGUGCUGGAAUACAGAUUCUCCAGCCCCCGAAGCUCACAAUUUUCUACCACCUUCUUCCUCUGAUUUCUGGCCGAAGACUUGGAAAUUUUAGGGAAUGUGGCUGAUUCUGCUGCUGUCUCUUGAGCCAGCAUCUUGGAUAGGCUGAGCACCUCUCCCAGGUCAGGACCGUGGGCUCCACGAGAGCAGGGACCAUAUCCACUGAGUGCUCUGCUUUGCAUAAUGCCUGGCAGCAGUGAGUGAGCACUUCAUCAGUACUUCUGAAUGAAUGAAUGGUCGCAAGUUAAAAAGUUCAGAAACUUCUAAAAAAUUAACGUUAGUCAUACGCUUGGCACCAGACCUGUGUUCUUUGGACACCAAGAGAGCCCGCCUCUUUCCUUAUGGUCAUGAUCAGCAGAGCUUACAGGUGAAUGUUGGAUGUGUACCCAAAAAGGUAAUGUGGAACACAGCUGUCCACUCUGAAUUCAUGCAUGACCACGUUGAUUAUGGCUUUCAAAGCUGUGAGGGUAAAUUCAGCUGGCGGGUUAUAAAGGAAAAGCGGGAUGCCUACGUGAGCCGCCUAAACACCAUCUAUCAGAAUAAUCUAAUCAAGUCCCACAUAGAAAUCAUCCGCGGCCAUGCAGUAUUCACGGGUGAUGCCCAGCCCACAGUGGAGGUCAACGGGGAAAAGUACACCGCCCCUCACAUCCUGAUUGCCACAGGCGGCGUGCCCAUGCUUCCUCAGGAGAGCCAGAUCCCUGGUGCCAGCCUAGGAAUAACCAGUGAUGGGUUUUUUCAGCUGGAAGAGUUGCCUAGCCGCAGUGUCAUCGUUGGUGCUGGUUACAUUGCUGUGGAAAUAGCUGGGAUCCUUUCCGCCCUGGGUUCUAAGACAUCACUAAUCAUACGUCAUGAUAAGGUGCUCAGAAGUUUUGAUUCAAUAAUCAGUUCCAACUGCACUGAGGAGCUGGAGAACGCUGGCAUAGAGGUGCUGAAGUACUCGCAGGUCAAGGAAGUUAAAAAAACUUCUUCAGGCCUGGAACUCUGCAUGGUCACUUCAAUUCCUGGUAGGAAACCCACCUUGACCACCAUUCCAGAUGUUGACUGUCUACUCUGGGCCAUUGGACGGGACCCAAACUCCAGGGGCCUGAAUUUAAACAAACUGGGGAUUCAAACUGAUGACAAAGGUCAUAUCCUAGUAGAUGAAUUCCAGAAUACGAAUGUAAAAGGUGUCUACGCAGUUGGGGAUGUGUGUGGAAAAGCUCUUCUUACUCCAGUUGCGAUUGCUGCUGGCCGAAAACUUGCCCAUAGACUUUUUGAACGCAAAGAAGAUUCCAAGUUAGACUAUGACAACAUCCCUACGGUGGUCUUCAGCCACCCCCCUAUUGGGACAGUGGGACUCACAGAAGAUGAGGCCAUUUAUAAAUAUGGAAAAGAAAACGUGAAGAUUUAUUCCACCACCUUUACCCCAAUGUAUCAUGCAGUUACCAAAAGGAAAACAAAAUGUGUGAUGAAAAUGGUUUGUGCCAACAAAGAGGAAAAGGUGGUUGGGAUCCACAUGCAGGGAAUUGGAUGUGAUGAAAUGCUGCAGGGUUUUGCGGUCGCAGUAAAAAUGGGAGCAACAAAAUCCGACUUUGAUAACACUGUUGCCAUUCAUCCUACCUCUUCGGAAGAACUGGUCACCCUUCGUUGAGAACCCAGAGACUCGUAUGGCCAGCAGCUGGACCACUAGACCUUCAGAAAGGCGCCAAAUCAUCACGUUUCCUUACCAUUCCCAUUGUAUGUAUUUCUUUAUUGUAAUCAGGAUCUUCCAGUAGUGGAAAUUUUCAGUAAACUUAUUUAUGUAAUUAGAAAUCUGUUUUGUUAUCCAGGAUUGAUUUUCAUUUGAUUACAUCUCUCGAUAAUUACUAUUUGUUUUAUUAAUAGCUCUGUGCUAGCUGUUUUUUGUUUUGUUUUAGCCUCAUCCUAAGUAUAAAACCACAUGAAGUACAGUGAAAUUAAUGUACUUGAAUGAAUAUCACUUGCUAAUUUUUAUAGAGGAAGAUGACAGCUGCUCUUCACAUUUAAAUAAUGCAAGUACAGAGUCAUUUUUUUUUUUUUUUUGAA